Molecule: messenger RNA, 1392 nt
Organism: Histoplasma mississippiense
Lineage: Eukaryota; Fungi; Ascomycota; Eurotiomycetes; Onygenales; Ajellomycetaceae
Exons: 5
Coding region: 1-1392 (463 amino acids)
Molecular function (GO): protein-phosphatidylethanolamide deconjugating activity
Source: RefSeq, a predicted model, not a curated record
AUGAAUAACGUUGAUAUUGGAAAAUACAAGAGAAUCGUGCAGUACCUCUGGGAUCCCGAGCCGAAGAAUGACGAUGAACCUGGCUCGCCCAUCUGGUGCCUCGGGCGAGAGUAUCAGCCACUGACUCCUCCGCAACCACAACCACCAUCACCACAUGUCCAGGCGGUUGAUACCGGCACCAAGGACGCCGGCGAUGACAAAAAGACACAGGAUGAACAAAAAAAUCACUUAGAUCAGACCACAAAUGCAAGCCCGACAAGAUCAUCGGAUAGUGCUACAAAGCCACAGAGGCAUCUACUGCCCUUCGCAAUCCAUCGUGGAUCAACAACAAGCCCUCUGGGACAGCAAGGACAGCAGCAUUGGCCAGACGCUUUCCUCGAUGAUUUUGAAUCAAAGAUAUGGCUUACUUAUCGCUCCAACUUCCCGCUGAUCCCCAAGUCCAACGACCCGAACGCUUUGUCGGCCAUGACAUUGGGUGUCCGCCUUAGAAGUCAACUGGUUGAUUCGCAGGGAUUCACGACGGAUACUGGAUGGGGUUGUCGAGAUUCGUGGAACACGGAGCUUCCGCAUGUGGCAAAUACCCUGGGGAAUGGUUUGGCCCGUCCGCAACAGCAAGAUGCAUCCACCUGCAGAGCAUUAUCGAGCGAAUGCGAACACGCCGGCCUCAAUGUCUACGUCACAAGUGACGGCUCAGAUGUCUACGAAGAUCGAUUCCGGGCAAUAGCCAGCGCAGGCGGCACAGGUGCUGGUACGAGCACAGACGUCCACCCCACCCUAAUCCUCCUGGGGAUCAGGCUGGGCAUCGAUCGCGUUACACCAGUUUACUGGGAAGCGCUCAAGGCCGUAUUGAAAUAUCCACAGUCCGUAGGGAUAGCUGGCGGCCGCCCUUCCUCCUCCCACUACUUCAUCGGCGCCCAAGCGUCCCACUUCUUCUACCUGGACCCGCACCAUACCCGCCCAGCCCUCGCCUACCACGACGCGGGCGAUAGACCGUACACCACUGAAGAGCUGAACACCUACCACACGCGUCGGCUGCGGCGUUUACAUAUCAAGGAUAUGGACCCCAGUAUGCUGAUUGGCUUCCUGAUUCGUGACGAGGAUGACUGGAAUUCGUGGAAGAGGAGCGUGCACAAUGGCGCGAUGAUCGGGACAGGGAAAGCUAUCAUACACGUGUUUGAUAAGGAGAAGUCACCGUUUGGUGGGCAUGGGCCGGAGAGGGAAGGGGCGGUUGAUGAAGUGGAGUCGCUGGAUGAUGAUGACGACAACGACGACGACGACGAUGACGAUGUCAACAAAUGUGAAGAUCAUGAUGCGAGUGUUGAUGACGAUAAUGAUGUGAGCAUCCGCGAAGACGCCGGGGAUAGCUCCAGUUUCCUACAUAUAUCAAAAUAA